UGAAAUCAAGUGUAGAGUGAAAUCAAAGCCAGAAGCUUAACCACAGUGCAGCAAAGAGUGUGGACUGUGGAGCCCUGACAUCAGAGAGAGAAGAGGGAGGCAUUGGUUUGAAGCUGAGAGGAAAUGGUGAACUACUUGUUGAUGAUCACCGCGGAGCUGGAGAAUCUUACCGACCUUCAGCCCCAAGGUGGCUGUGAUGAUCCAAACUUCAACUACUUCUUCAAGUUGAAAUGUGGAAAUUGUGGAGAGGUUACCCAGAAAGAGACUUGGGUGAUGUUAAAUGAAACAGUUCCUCUACCGAAGGGCAAGGGUACAACUAAUCUUGUCCAAAAGUGUAAGCUCUGUGGGAGGGAGGGAACUGUGACUAUGAUCAAGGGCCAAGGCCAUCCCCUGACUCAGACACAUGGUCAAACAGAGAAGUAUGCCCCUCUGAUGUUGUUUGACUGCAGAGGUUAUGAGCCUGUGGAUUUUGUGUUUCGCGAAGGUUGGAAAGCGGAAUCUAUUGCAGGAACAAAAUUUGACGGCAUUGACUUAUCGGGAAACGAAUACGCUGAAUAUGAUGAGAAGGGAGAGUGCCCAGUCAUGAUUUCCAAUCUCCGUGCCACUUUCAAUGUAGCGAAGUAGUGUUAUUCUGGUUACAUCUAACUGGUAUAUAAUAGGGGAACUGGGCAGACUUAUUAGUUCUUGCAAUCAAUGUUAAAAAGAUUGAUUGCAUUAUGUUGCGGUUGGAAAAAUUUCUUGCAGCAUGUUAAACUGUAAUUAUUUUGUCUUGAUAUUAGUAAUGACUUUUAGCCAGACUUAAAAUGCUUUUCAUGGACUAUUUUGUGACAAUUUAAGGAUCUUCUACUGUAUUGAAAUC
This is a messenger RNA of Ilex paraguariensis (yerba mate), 859 nucleotides long. Lineage: Eukaryota; Viridiplantae; Streptophyta; Magnoliopsida; Aquifoliales; Aquifoliaceae. The record is from the annotation of a GenBank genome assembly.